Molecule: messenger RNA, 3464 nt
Organism: Marmota monax (woodchuck)
Lineage: Eukaryota; Metazoa; Chordata; Mammalia; Rodentia; Sciuridae
Product: purine nucleoside phosphorylase LACC1
Exons: 7
Coding region: 640-1923 (427 amino acids)
Molecular function (GO): copper ion binding
Source: RefSeq, a predicted model, not a curated record
GACAAGUCGCUAAGAGCUAACUUGACAGGAUCGGGCCUGGGCUCCUUAAACCAAGUGUCCCCGCCCCACUGCUGGCUCAGCGGGUCAUCGGGAAGCGCCAGUGCGGGGACUUCCAGCCCGCUCAGAGGACUCGCCCGCAGCCCGGACUCCUGCCCCCCGCGCGCUCGCGGCCCGACGGCCGCCAUUCCCGCCGCCCCGGCCCUCACAGGACCCGCCUUUCCCUCCUGGCGACCACUCCACGGCGCCCCCGCUCCCGCAGCCCCCUCUCUGGGUCCGGCCUGCCCGCCUCGGCCCCGGGACCCGCCUGGCUCCGCCGGAGGGUCUUCUGUGGCUGCGGCUCCUGCGCCUGCGACCUCAGCGGCGGACCUGACCCGGAACUGCUGAGCGGCGGCGGGACCUCGUCGCCGACUCGUCCCGGGAACCCCGGCCCCGAGCCCCCGCAGUCCGGUUUCCACCCGGAGCCGGAGUGGAGGCUGUCGGAGCCGCGCGGCCGCGGUGAGGGACGUAGAUGGAACCCAAUGCCUCACACUUGCUAGGCAAGCACUCUUCCACUGAGCCACAACCCUAUUUUGAUUACUUUUUGAGGUAAUUCGUUUGGCAUAGAAGUCUUCUUUGAAAAACUUUGUGUAUUAUUGAAGGAUGGCAGAAGCAGUUUUGAUUGAUCUCUUUGGUUUGAAGUUAACCUGUCAGGAAAACUUCCAUGAGACAUUAUUGAAGACAUUGAAUGUCAUCCAAUACCACCUUGCUGCCAAGGCCAAAUUUCUUUGCAUAAUGGAUUGCAGGAAAAUGAGCUGUGAAAGGGAUGGUGAACAUGAUAAUUGUGAACUGGAAACAAGCAAUGGAUUGUUAACUCUUAUGAGAGAAUUUGAGAUUAUUAGAAAUCCCAGCAUGGCUGCCUCUUUGUAUACCAUUAAACAAAAAAUAGAUGAAAAACAUCUGAGCAGCAUUAAGGUAAUUGUACCUGCACACAGGAAAACCUUAAUGAAGGCUUUUAUUGAUCGUCUCUUCACUGAGGUUUACAAUUUUGAGUUUGAAGAUUUACAUGUGACUUUGAGGGAUGGCCUUUUGAAACAGUCCACUGAGAUAAACACAAUCACAGCUCAUGAACUAGAAGAAAUCCAGAGUGAAAUAGAAACAUAUUUGAGAAGUCUGCCAGCACUGAAAGGAGAAUUAACUAUUAUCACAUCUCCUUUGAUCCCAGAUAUUUUCAUACAUGGAUUUACUACAAGAACAGGUGGGAUAUCUUAUAUACCAACUCUUAGUUCCUUCAAUCUCUUCAGUAGUUCCAAACGAAGAGAUCCCAAGGUGGUUGUUCAAGAAAAUCUACGUAGGUUGGCAAAUACUGCAGGAUUUAAUGUGGAAAAAUUUUAUCAAAUAAAGACUGAUCAUGCCAAUGAAGUCUGGAUUAUGGGAAGGAAGGAGCCUGAAUCUUUUGAUGGAAUAACUUCGAACCAGAGAGGAGUCACAAUAGCAGCUCCUGGUGCUGACUGCAUACCUAUAGUUUUCGCAGAUCCUGUCAAAAAAGCAUGUGGGGUUGCUCACUCUGGCUGGAAAGGUACUUUAUUAGGAGUUGCUAUGGCUACAGUGAAUGCUAUGAUAGCAGAAUAUGGCUGUAGCUUAGAAGACAUUAUUGUUGUACUGGGACCUUCAGUAGGACCUUGCUGUUUUACUCUUCCCAGGGAAUCAGCAAACGCAUUUCAUAAUCUUCAUCCUGAAUGCGUACGACUUUUUAACUCACCCAGACCCCAUAUUGACAUCCGUAAAGCCACCAGACAUUUGACUGGAUUUUUUAAUGACUUCCUGUGUCCUUCCAAACUGAAUGCAAGAGAAAAACUACUAUUUGAUUUAUGUAAAACCAAGAGGAUUACAAUGGAUAAUUCAUCUUUAGGGUACAUUUUCUCUUUUAUUACCAAAGCCAAAUGAUUUUCACUGAACUUUAUUGCUAACUGCAGUGACUUGGGAAGCUGAGACAGGAGGAGCACAAGUUCAAGGUCAGCCUCAGCAACUAAGUGAGGCCCUUAGCAACUCAGUGAGAUCCUGUCUCAAAAUGAAAAAUAAAAAGGCUGGGGAUAUAGUUAAAUCACCUCUGGGUUCAAUCCUCAGUUCAAGAAAGAAAGACAUUAUAAUGAAACUGACAAAAUAAUCAGUAUAAGUAUGAUGUUUUACAGAUGAAAAUGAUUCUUUGGUAUAGCCUAUUGAAAUGAGGAAUAGGUCUGCUCAGUUUAGUAUUUAGUAGAUACUGUCUUUGUCAGAUAUUGUGCUAUCAAAGUGAAUCAAAAUGAGUAAGACUUUUCCCUUUGGGCCUACUGCAGUAGAGGAGAUGAACACUUUUUGAAACUAAAAUGUACUUUUAAUAACAGUAGAAAGAAGGCAAUCACAGACAGUGUUACAGAGAAAAUGACAUAUACAUAGACCCAAAAUGAAGAACAACCAUAACAAGUAGAGGGAACACCAUGAUCCAGGGCAUGAAAUUGUGAAAGUUUAUAACAUGUUCUAGAGAGAGAACAGAGUGGCCAGAAUUAGGAGUGGAAAAACAGGUUGGAAAUAGAUUAGCAGGAUCCCAAAUGCCAUGUCGAAGAGUUUGGACUUUAUUUUCCAGAUAGUGUGAAAGCAUCAAAAAUAGAGGAGUGUUUUGAUUUCCUUGUCAUCCAUUCACAGGACGGAUUCAAAUUUUGAGAGACUUAAACCAGAGAGAUUAGAUAAGAGGCAGUGAAAAUAUUUCAAAAAAGAAAUAACUAAGCCCCAAUAAAGACAGUAGACAUUAAAAUGGAAAAGAGUAGAUGCAUUAGAGAGACACUUCAGAGAUGGAAUCAAUAGAUUAUGUGAAUAGAUCAUGGAAAUGAGAAGGGUGCAAGAGUGGAGAAGUCAUUGAUGACUCUAGAAUUUUUGUUCCACCAACUACCAUGAGUGGUAACAAAGGAAGGGAGGAGGUUUUAGAGAAGGGAGAAAGGUAGUGAAUUUCACUUCAAACAGAAUGAAGACCAUGCAGAUGGAAAUAUUUCGAAGGUACCUUGAGACAAACACAUGGAUCUAGAAGUUGGCUAUGUCAAGAGGAUGCCUGAGUCUGUUGGAGCAAGUUGAUCAUCUAAGAAAAAAAAUAGGGUGAGCAACCUAGAGGUACAAGUAUGGAACCUCAUAGAACACCUGCAUUUGACGAACAAGAAGCUGAACCAGUUACAAAAAAUAAUUAUAGAAAUAAAUAGGGUUUUGCAGAAGCCAACAUAGUUAUGAGAGGUGCUGAAAAAGAAAUCUUCAGGUGUAAAAUAAAGCAAAAGCUGAGAAGAAAAAUUAAUGGCUUGGCUGUAUUGAAGCUGUUCUGCAGGCAGUGGUGGCCAGGUCAGAUGUUGGUGCAUUGAGGAAGAGGAGGCAUAGGCGUCCAUUCUUUGACAAUAUUUGCUUGAGAAGAGAAAAAGCUUGAAGAAAGAUAUAUAUAUAUACAUUUGAAGAAAGAUAUAUAUAUAUAU